Molecule: messenger RNA, 3718 nt
Organism: Colletes gigas
Lineage: Eukaryota; Metazoa; Arthropoda; Insecta; Hymenoptera; Colletidae
Product: cell surface glycoprotein 1-like
Exons: 8
Coding region: 415-3621 (1068 amino acids)
Source: RefSeq, a predicted model, not a curated record
ACUCUGUCGUCUUUGCUCGAUAUUCCGCGUUCGGUGUUUUCCUCUUGCUUUAUAUCGCGGCAAGUAAUCCUCGUGUGCCUGCCAGCGGCUUCACCUCUCGUUACUCUCGUCUCUGUCUAGACGCCACGCACCGUGGUACGCGCCCGCCGCUGCCACCACCGUCGCCGCCGCCACCGCCGCCGCUGCGCCUCCUCCUCUUUCUCUCGGAAUAAUAUUAUUCAGUGUGUUUCUUGUGGCGAGUUACGCUCUUCUCUACGAGGGAAAAUUUCUCUCGGCAACGGCAAUCAGGACCACCCUCUCUACCAUCCAGGUCAGUGUUUCGUUGGACGCGCAACGCCCGAUCUCAGCAUCUGGAAAGCGCGAGAACGGGAGGCAGGUGAGUCAGAGGAAGGAUAGAUAGGUAAACGGAGCAAGAUGGGUGCGAAACAAAGUAGAAGAUCCGUGGACAUAACGACCACUCCUAAGAAGGAGGGGAUACCGACCGACGGAGGUGUCGUUCUCGGUGAUGCAGCUGCACCUGGCGAUGGUAAAUUGGAAAGGAUCGAGGAGACGGACACGAAGCCCACCACCAACGGCAUAGCGCCGCACACGGACACGAUCGAGGAUAAAGACAAGGACAAAGACGAUGUUACGGAAAAGGAAAAGCAGGAUGAGGUAAAGGCUGAGGAGACGAAGCAAGAGUCGGCUGGAGAAUCCGCCGCGGAAACGGCAGAGGUCACGACACCCACAGAAACGACUCCCACUAGUCCCAAUGCCGCCACUUCUCCCGAGACCAAGGAAACCAAAAAAAAAGACAAGAUGAAGAAAAAGUGGUCCUUCAGGUCGAUCAGCUUCAGCAAGAAGGAUAAAAGCAAACCUGCCCGCGAUGAAGCACCCAAGAAUGGAGACGUCACCAAGGAGGAACCACUCGCGGAGGGUGGAGAGGAAGCUGAGACAGGAUCGGCAACGGCAGGUAGUCCAGUCGAGGAGAAGUCGGUAGUAAGUAGUCCGUCCGCGGAAAACGAAGCCGUCCCUGUUUCGGCAGAGGCGGCAGCGGCAACGCCAGCAUCAACACCAACGCCAACACCAACGCCUACACCCACCACCGAGACGAAGGAAGAUGGCCCGACAUCGGACGCCACUAGCCCUGCCGAUGAAAAGCAAGAGGAACCCACUCCCUCUGCCCCCACUCCCGUCCCUCUCGAGGAAAAGAAAGAGGAGGUUGAAAAAGUCGAGGCCGAGAAAAAAGUAGUCGAGGUCAGUCCAGCCGGUGGUCAGUUCGUACCGGACCCGGUAGAAGGCUCUGUUUUCCAAAUCCAGACAGUCGCUACGCCGUCUAUCAUUGAGAGGAAAACCAGUGAGGAUAUUCCUUCCUUGCCUCCGUCCAGUCCACCGCCAACACCCAUUGAUCCGUCGCCGUUGCAGCAGGCUCAGCAGGCUGCGGCGACCGCGACCGCUCUUGCGGAGGCCCUCAAGCUGCCUGCCGAGGCUGCUGCUGCCGACAAGGAUUUCGUUGCACAACCGCCACUCGCCGCCGCCUUAUCUUACCCUUGCUCAGAGCGUAACGACAUACCCUCAACGCCGCCCGCUGAAUCUCUUGAUGUGUUCCCCCAGAGACCACCCGGUUCCUCCACAGACAAACCCCAAACGGAAUCGACUCCUUCCAUCCUCCCAAAAUUACAGGCUCUGCCGGUGGUAGAUACUACAGACACCACUUGUCCGAAUGUCACGGUUAACGCGAAUACGGAGUCGCUCGACGCCACCAAAGACACCGGCAAAUCGGAACUCGAGAACCUGCCAGCCACGGAGACUGACGCGAACCGUCUCGACUCCCCGUCUAAACAGCUAAAUUAUUCGCGCGAUAACGAGGAUGUAGCCGAGACCGCGGACGCUGUAUCGAAAACCGUGGAUUUCGAAAAGCCUCGCGAAAUCGAGGCCGACGAAAAUAUCAAACACGUUCCCGAGCCAGUAAUCUCGAAGGAGAUGGAAACUGUCCAACGUCAAGAGGAAUCGGUCUGUGUCGUGUCAAUGGUCCAAGAACCAACGACGGAGCUCCAAACCGAGGCACCCGCCGAGUGCAGAAACCGCGUCGAGGCGGAGGUCGUUGAGCCGACUCAAGUCGUAAUGGAGGAAACGAAACCGGUGGACGAAAUCGCUCGCGAACCGUUGGUUCCGGUGUCCGAUUCGUUCAUAGAUUCCGAGGAGGGGCCACUUCCGCUCUCCGAGGAAGAAAUCGUGGUGGAGGCUAAGCCAGCAGUCGUUAUUCCGGAAGACGAAGAAAUUAUCGAGGAGGAAGUAACGGGCACCGAUGCGACUGUUCGAAACGUGGAAUCGGAAUCGGAAUCGGUCGAGGCGAUCAAUUUCGAGACGAAGACGGAAUCUGACGAUACCAUCACCACACCUAUAAAAGUGAUGAUCGUGUUCGACGACCCGGAGGAUUCCCCUUCCCCUCCGAGCGUACCGAUGACCGACGAUUCCGCUCAGCCAAUAAACGUAUCUCUUGUCACAAUCGAGAAUACUGCCGAGAAAGUAACGGAAGUAAUUGAGAUUGCCGAAGACGAAGAGUCGAUACCGCCUCCCCCGCCUGUAUCAGAAUCCUGUAGAGCUAAUUCUCCGGAAAAGUUGGAUUCCGAGAACGCGAACGUCGAAAACGAUCCGAACGUUCACUCCCCCCUUAUCGACGUAGACGAUGUACCAGUAAAUAGAACGCAAGAACUCGAUAGGUCGUCGCAAUGCACCGAAUGCCUCGUUACGGACGUACCACCCGUUCCCCCCACAGACACCACAUCUUCGCAAAUAUUGUCGGACGAGGACGAGCGCCUCGCAGUUCGAUCCGAACCCCGAUCUUCGCCGUCCAGGCUCGAAUGCGUUUCCGUUUCGUCGGACGAUCUUGUUCCUCCAGCACCUCGACACACCACCCAAUACGUAAAUUCUCACGAACAUCCGUUACCACCGGAAGAGUGUCCCUGCCCGUUAGUCACGAGUAACAACGUAUCCGAAAUGAACGACUAUCCAGUUCCCGACGAAAACGCACCCAGAACGAGAAACUCGACGGAUGUGCUUCCCACGCCGCCCAGAAGUCCCGUUUCCCAGUCCAACGACAGUAUCAUGUCCAGUCUGACAACAUCCACGAAAGACUCCUCGCGAACACAGUUUUUCGACGACCAGAGCAAUCGAGACUUCAAGAUGGAGUCGGUGUCCAUAAGCCUCGAUUCGUACAAUGAGUCCGACAUUGAAUUAAAGGAGAGGUUAGCAGAGUCUCUGGCGGAGACUGUGCACCAGGAAGAGAGCUCGGUCUCGUGUCAGUUGUCGAACAACACCACGUCGUCAACCACUGUCCAGGAGACCCAUCAGACCACUCCGGAACCCGAAGCCCCGGUAGAAAAUAAUCUGGUACACGAUAGCACGACAGAAAGUUCAGAGGAAACCACCAAAAUUACACCUCCAGCCGUCCUGACCGAGGUCCCCGCCUCUCCGCCAACUGUGCCAUCUGCGCCAGCCAUCACCGAAGACGUUUCCUCGGUAGCCAAGGCUAUCGAAGAAAUUGACAUAAGCGAUAAGGCUGUCGCGGCGGCAACCAUCGAGUGUAAUACAAACGCAAUCAUCGCAGACGCACAUUACCAAAACAACAUAAACGAAUAAACACCACUAACCGAAUUGUAUUUUGGGAAGAAGAAAGUUCUUUUCUCUCGUUAAAACCAAAAAAGUAUAUUAUAUAGAUAUGUAUAUUUGGACCAUU